This is a messenger RNA of Aspergillus thermomutatus, 1056 nucleotides long. RefSeq names its product U2 snRNP complex subunit CUS2. Gene Ontology annotation, cellular component: U2-type spliceosomal complex; U2 snRNP. Bases 1 to 1056 code for a protein of 351 amino acids. Lineage: Eukaryota; Fungi; Ascomycota; Eurotiomycetes; Eurotiales; Aspergillaceae. Gene Ontology annotation, biological process: mRNA splicing, via spliceosome. Gene Ontology annotation, molecular function: RNA binding. The transcript has 7 exons. The record is from RefSeq and is a predicted model, not a curated record.
AUGAGUUCCAUUCCUCCCACGCUAUCCACCGCGAUAGCCGUUGCUGCAUGGGUCUUGGUCGACGAUGACUUGCUCCAACAGCAGCAAGAAGCCUACAAGAUUCAGGGGGUGGACGAAAAUGAAGAAAUCACAGCGCAACAAUUGAGAAAGAAGCGGAAGCAGCAGGCCGGCGGAGAUGAGAAUACUGGUCAAAAGCCGAAGAAACAACGAGUCAACACCGCCGUGUUCGUUACAUCUAUUCCCCUGGACGCCGAGUUCGAUGAGAUCCGUGACGUCUUCUCCAAGUGUGGUGUCAUCGCCGAGGAGAUAGACAGUGGCCGGCCCCGAAUUAAGAUGUAUAUGGAUGACAAUGGCAAAUUCAAGGGCGAAGCUUUGAUCGUGUAUUUCCGGCCGGAGUCUGUCAACCUCGCCAUACAGAUGCUGGACGACUCAGAUUUUAGGUUAGGGGUGACAGGCCCGCAGGGACCGAUGAAGGUCCAGGCUGCGGAUUUCUCGUUCAAGAGCCAACAAGAGGCACCAGCAAAGACCAGCAUGAGGGAUAAGAAGAAGAUCAUCAAGAGGACUCAAAAGCUCAAUAGCAAACUCGCUGAUUGGAGUGACGACGAGCCAUCAGCGAUGACGGACACGAGCUCUAGAUUUGAGAAGGUUGUCAUACUCAAACACAUGUUUACUCUGAAGGAGAUCGAGGAGGACCCAGCAGCGAUCCUCGACAUCAAGGAAGACAUUCGGGAGGAGUGCUCCAAGUUAGGCGAGGUUACGAAUGUCGUUUUGUAUGACAGAGAACCCGACGGAGUUGUCAGCGUUCGUUUCAUCGACCCUGAAGCCGCCAGACAAUGUGUAAGAGUCAUGGAUGGCCGCUUUUUCGCCGGCACACGCGUCGAUGCCUACAUUUCAGAUGGGAAAGAGAAGUUCAGAAAGAGCAACGAGAAGCGGGCAGCUCUGGAGGAUAUGGCGGAGAGAGGUCUUGACGCCGAAGACGAGGAAGAGAACGCACGGUUGGACGAAUUUGGGACUUGGCUGGAAAGCUCCCGUGUGGUGGAAAAUUCUGCCAAGUAG